Molecule: messenger RNA, 2181 nt
Organism: Enterobius vermicularis (human pinworm)
Lineage: Eukaryota; Metazoa; Nematoda; Chromadorea; Rhabditida; Oxyuridae
Source: the annotation of a GenBank genome assembly
UUGAAUGAUUAUAUUCGUGGUCCUAGUCACUGCGUAAAGGGACUGAAGCCUUCACAUUCAUAUGUCUUUGCUGUCCGAGCUGAGAAUUCGAACGGUUUGGGGCCUCCGUCAGAAAUAAGCGAAGUUGCACAUACAAGUUCUGCUCGAAGUAGUUAUGAUGGUGACGUAUUGUCGUAUUCAAGUCUAGAUUCAAAAAUGGCUUUACGAAGCCUUGGUUCAGCACAGUUAGUGAAACUAAGAGACGUUCGGACAGUUAACUCAACAGCAGUUGAAGUGUCAUGGAAGACUCUUCACAUGGAACCAUUGAUAGAAGGUUAUUACAUACAGUGGAGGCUUCCUAAUAGCCCCGAUACCAAUUAUAUAAAAGUUGGGACAAGGGAAGCACAAAGUGCUAUUGUAAAUGGUCUGAAACCAUUUACACACUAUGAUUUUUUUGUUACUCCUUACCACGGACCGGAUCGAGGAAGACCUAGCAAUUCUCUCGAGGGGAAAACCGACGAAGCUCCUCCUGGUGAGCCGCCUCCGGAAGUUAGAGUACGUAUGAUGAAUAUAACUACUUUAAGGAUAUCAUGGCAGAAGCCACCUCAGGAAACAUUAAAUGGGAUUUGUGUUGGUUAUCAGGUUACCAUUACUGGUAGAGGACUGCGUUACAGCAGAAAUAUAACUACCAGUGAACGCGCUGCUAGUGUUACUUUAUUCAAUUUAGAACCCAAUAUGUCCUACACUGUCAAAGUAGCUGCACGGACGAAGGCUGGGAUUGGUGCAUUUCGAAAGCUUGAUCCAGUCGUUAUGAAUGAACAGACACUACAGGAGCAUAAGCGUUUAAUGCACUCUUCCUCUGGUGUUAGGAAUAUAUUACAAGUGUUUGAGAAACCGUGGUUUAUUCCAGUUGCUGCCGUUCUUAUUUGGCUUAUUCUUGUUGCAAUUAUUGCUUUUAUAUAUUGGAAGUGGAGGAGCUUGCGUGGGAAGGCCAAUAGAAUGCCAUUUAUAAAAAUAAAUGAUGGAAGUGUUCAUAUGACUGCUCGAGAUGCAAUGUGGAUGGAUCAUCCAAACUUUAAUUCAGCUCAGCGAUCUUUACUUUUAAGCGGGGCUGUUUCAAAUGGUAGUUGUGGGGCUCCUCCCGUCUAUACUCAAACUCCUCAUCACGCUGACUAUUAUAUAGAUGGCCAAAUGGCUCAUAGCGAAUAUCCAAUUAACCUUAUGAAUACUAUUAAUCGAUCACAGUCACCGAAUCAUUAUCAUUAUGCUUCUUUGUCUGGCAACCCAAUAGUGCCAACUUUUUGUGGCGGCGGAAAUCAAAUUAUGGAUGACCCAUCUCCAUAUGCCACUACUACCUUGGUAAUGAAUAAUAGGAGGAAGUGGAUCCAAGAUAACAUGGUGAAACCCCCUGUUUUGCCAUCGAAUCCUGUCCCUUCAGGUCCGCCACCCCGUUACUUGCUUAGCUGCGACUCGAAUACCAUGAGUGGAAGACGUUCAGUAAAUCUGAGAGCUCAUCCUCUGGUAGAAUCUAGAAGUCAGGGUUUCACCAAACAAGAGAGUCCUCCGCAUACAGACGUUUCAUAUGUGCAGUCGUCUGAUGGCACUGGAGGCAGUUCGAACGGGCGAACUAAGUUGGGAACACUUGGCAAUGGUCGCCGAACUCCACCUAAACAAACUUUAAUGGAUCUUUUACCUCCUCCGCCUUCUGAAGCUCCCCCUCCUGAGGAGACUUCAGAAGUUGAAGCUUCAUCUAACCAAGUGUCGAGUAAUGUGGCAGACGAGAAAGCUCAUUUAAGAGUGCGAACGAAUGAGCUCUAUGACACUGUAUCUGAAAACUUAUUAGGUGAGAAUGAGAAAAGGUAUAAUCACAGCAGUACUGGUUUACCGAACAAUAGACCAAAUAGUCGGCUGAGAUCUGAGCUUAUUAUUUUUUGGUGCUUUACAGGUUAUCGAAGCAACGGUAGCGGAAGGCAAGAAGAAGAUGAUAGUCAGCGAUCUUCACUUAUGAUGGACGAAAAUGGGUGCUCGACUUUUUGUUCUUCAUCUGAAGCUGAUGAGGAGAAUUCUGACGGAGACGAGAAUCAGUUUUCUAACAGGAAUGAUGUAGGUAGCGGCACAGACCAUGUUCAGCAUCGACCAUUACAGCCCUGCAUGGGCGUAAGCGCCUCCGCGCUCUCACAAAGUUCCUGUAUGCUUUUUUAA